CCAAUGAACAACUCAGAACCUAUUAGCGUCAGCCUCAAAGGAGCUAACAAUGCGCAAUAUACGAUCAUUACAGAUCUGAACGAAACAGUUGCAGAUUUCAAGAAGAAAGUCGAGGAAAAGACUCAUGCAAGAAUGGAACACCAGAAGCUUGCCUAUAAAGGCAAAGCUCUAAGCAAAGAUGAUGUGACUCUAAAAGAUGCAGAGUUUAUUAACUGCGCUACCGUUCACAUGAUGGCAGUAGUAAAAGGCGGGCUCUUCUAACUGCUCUUCUCCUUCAAACUCGCCAAACCCCAUUGACUCUUCCUAAAUCUUCCAUAUCCACUCUCAGUCUGUAUCCAAAAGUAUCCUAGGUA
Messenger RNA from Moneuplotes crassus, 353 nucleotides. Lineage: Eukaryota; Ciliophora; Spirotrichea; Euplotida; Euplotidae. The record is from the annotation of a GenBank genome assembly.